UAGAAAUACAUUCUUAAACUUUAAAUUAAAAUACAAUUUAAUUUUUAAAUUUUAAAAUAGAUCAAUUACACCAUUAAAAGUUUGAAAAACAAAAUAAUAACAUUCUUAAACCACUUCUGAUUUUCUGAAAGACAUUCUUUCAAGGACUAUACUUCAUGACGCAUUCCGUUCAUUAAAACAGACAUUUAAUCGCACAAACGUCGCCGUUUUGCUUACAACGAUUUAUUCUCCACCGUCGUCUCUGUUACUGAUCUCUCUUAGCGGCCUCGACCCCGAAACCAAAAAGAAAAAGAAAAAAGAAAAAAUAAAAAUGGCACCAAAGAAGAAGCAAAAUAACAAUAACAAGAAAAAACCUCAAUCAUCAACGUCAUCGUCGUCAGGUCCAAGGCUACAGAUUUCAGCGGAGAACGAGAACCGUUUACGGCGGCUCUUGCUCAACUCGAAUCGGUCCACUCAACCGACUCCUCCGGUUCAAGAGAAUCUCUCUAAAGCUCAAAAGGCUAAGAGACUUAAAAAUGUGUACGAGAAGUUAUCCUGUGAAGGUUUCUCUAAUGAUCAAAUUGAACUCGCUCUUACUUCACUUAAGGAUAAUGCUACGUUUGAGUCUGCUUUAGAUUGGUUAUGCUUUAAUCUACCUGGAAAUGAGCUUCCUGUGAAGUUUUCUAGUGGGACUUCUCUGUAUGCAAGUGAAGGUUCUGUUAGUGUUGUAUCAACUGCGCGGGAAGAUAGGACUCCUACAGUCAAUGCUGCUAAUACCGAAGAGGAUGUGCAAGUGCAAGCAGCUUUUGUUAGGAUCAAGGGGCGGCGGGAUGAUGAUGAUGAUAAUGACACUAGUUUACGCCAACCAUCAUCACAAGCAGAUUGGAUUAGGCAAUAUAUGGAGCAACAGGAAGAGGAAGAAUCUGAAACUUGGGAAGAUUAUGCAGUUGAUGGAAGUUUUACUGACAAGGUUCCUGUACCACGGUCUUACGACGCUAUUGCUAAAGAGUACUAUGCAGCACGACUGGAAGCUGUAAAAGCCAAAGAAAAAGGGGACAAGAGAAGUCAGGAACAAUCUGGUCAUAUUAUUCGCAAACUCAAGCAAGAAUUGUCUUCUCUAGGAUUAUCAGAUGACGUAUUGGCACAAGAGUUUGUCCAUGAGCACACUUCUGCUUUUGUGCCAGAAGGCAUAUCUACAAGUUCCAUGCCUCACGAGCAACUUCUGGCAAAAACAUCAUCUGAUGCAGAAAGCAACUUGGUCUUUGUCUUGCCCUCAGAGGAAUUACCAGCAGAUCCAAAUGAUAUGGAGAGCCCAAGUUAUAUGGAGUUUCCGGUUGAACUUGCUCCUUCUAGUGUACCUGUUCAGGGGAAAAUUGACUUAGAAGAUGAGACUGCAGAUAUGGAGCUUGGAGGUUUCUUUAUGGAAGAUGCUACAUCUAAUGAAGCUUUACCUCCUGAAGUGCUGGAAUUACAGAAGAAGGAAAAAAUGAAAAAAUUAUCUAGUGAGAAGAAUUUAGAGAAAUUAGAUGGGAUCUGGAAAAAGGGGGACCCAAAGAAGAUUCCUAAGGCUGUCCUUCACCAACUAUGUCAAAAAUCAGGGUGGGAAGCUCCAAAAUUCAAAAAGGUGCAUGAAAGGAGAAAAGGUUUCUCUUAUUCUGUUAGCAUAUUACGCAAAGCCAGCGGGAGGGGCAAGAGCAGAAAAGCUGGAGGAUUGAUCACACUUCAGCUUCCUGACCAAGAUGAAACCUAUGAAUCUGCUGAGGACGCUCAGAACAGAAUUGCAGCAUUUGCUCUUCAUCAACUGUUUCCUGAUUUACCAGUACACCUAAUAGUUUCCGACCCCUACGACUCUCUUAUUUUGCAGUGGAAAGAAGGGGAGUCAUCAAGCAAAGUGGAAAACACUGUAGAUGACCGAAGGGCUGGUUUUGUGGAUUGGUUAUUGAAUGCAGAUGAAUCAACUGCCACCAAUCAUGCUACAAAUAGGCUUUCAGAAACAGCACAAAACUCUCAAGUUGAAGAAACUAAGAAUUUAAGUGAUGCUGUUGCCGUUCCAGUAACACAAGGCGAGAACUAUACCACGGAUGUGGAAAAUUCUUAUUUGAGACAGGAGCAAGAGAAGAAAAAGAACGUGCUGAAAUACAGGGAAAUAUUGAAAACUAGAGGUGCUCUUCCUAUUGCUGGAUUAAAGAAUGAGAUAUUGCAAAUGCUGAAGGAGAAUAAUUGUCUUGUUGUUUGUGGGGAGACAGGCUCUGGCAAAACUACUCAGGUUCCACAAUUUAUAUUGGAUGACAUGAUUGAAUCAGGACGUGGUGGACAGUGUAACAUUAUAUGCACGCAACCGAGGAGAAUAGCGGCUAUUUCUGUGGCUGAAAGAGUUGCUUAUGAACGAUAUGAACCUCCGCCUGGUUCCGGUGGCUCUUUGGUUGGUUAUCAAGUUCGUCUUGAUAGUGCAAGGAAUGAGAGAACAAAGCUUCUGUUUUGUACAACAGGGAUUCUUUUGAGGAGGCUUGCGGGGGAUAGAAACUUGAGUGGCAUUACCCAUGUCAUAGUUGAUGAGGUGCAUGAACGGUCUCUUUUGGGUGAUUUUCUACUCAUUGUUUUGAAGAGCCUGCUAGAGAAGCAAUCUGAUCAGGGCACACCAAAGCUGAAAGUUAUUCUUAUGUCUGCAACUGUUGAUUCAACUUUAUUUUCAAAUUACUUUGGACACUGUCCUGUUCUUUCUGCACAAGGCCGCACACAUCCUGUGACAACUUACUUUCUUGAGGAUAUAUAUGAAAGUAUUGACUAUCAUUUGGCUUCAGAUUCUCCAGCUGCUUUAGGGUUGCAAACAUCCACCAUUGCUAAGAGUGGUCCAGUGAAUGACCGUAGAGGAAAGAAGAAUCUUGUCUUGUCUGGAUGGGGUGAUGAUUCUCUACUUUCAGAAGAGAUUAUCAAUCCGCAUUUUGUUUCAAGCAAUUACCAAUCAUACAGCGAGCAAACACAAAAGAAUUUGAAAAGAUUAGAUGAAGAUAUCAUUGAUUAUGAUCUCCUAGAGGACUUGAUUUUCCAUGUCGAUCAAACAUAUGGUGAAGGAGCCAUACUUGUUUUUUUGCCUGGUAUGUCGGAAAUUCACAUGCUACUUGACAGGUUAGUAGCUUCUUAUCGAUUUGGGGGACCAUCAUCAAAUUGGGUGCUCCCUUUGCAUUCAUCUAUAGCAUCAACAGAUCAAAAAAAGGUGUUUUUACGGCCUCCUGAAAAUAUACGUAAGGUUAUUAUAGCGACAAACAUAGCAGAGACGAGCAUAACAAUAGAUGAUGUAGUUUAUGUGAUUGAUUGUGGAAAGCAUAAGGAAAAUCGCUAUAAUCCACAAAAGAAAUUAACAAGCAUGGUUGAAGAUUGGAUAUCUCAAGCAAAUGCAAGACAACGCCGAGGAAGAGCUGGACGUGUUAAACCCGGAAUCUGCUUUUGCUUGUACACAUGUCACAGAUUUAAGAAACUUAUGCGCCCUUAUCAGGUUCCUGAAAUGCUUCGGAUGCCAUUAGUGGAAUUGUGUUUGCAAAUUAAGAUACUUUCUCUGGGUCAUAUAAAGCCAUUUUUAUCCAAGGCUUUGGAACCUCCUAGGGAUGAGGCCAUGACAUCUGCAAUUUCAUUGCUAUAUGAGGUUGGAGCUAUAGAAGGUGAUGAAGAGUUGACCCCUCUUGGACAUCAUUUGGCAAAGCUUCCUGUUGAUUUACUGAUUGGGAAGAUGAUGCUAUAUGGUGCAAUAUUUGGUUGCUUAUCACCUAUUCUCUCAAUCUCUGCAUUUCUAAGCUACAAGUCACCUUUUAUGUACCCUAAAGAUGAGAAGCAAAAUGUUGAGAGAGCAAAGCUGGCUCUGUUGACUGAUAAGGUAGAUGGCUCUAACGAUUUAAACCACGGUGACAGGCAAUCUGACCACAUCAUAAUGAUGGUUGCUUACAAGAAAUGGGAUAACAUAUUGCACGAGAAGGGAGUCAAAGCUGCACAACAAUUUUGCAGUACCUAUUUUUUGAGCAAUUCAGUUAUGCACAUGAUAAGAGACAUGAGGAUACAAUUUGGAACACUGCUAGCAGACAUAGGGUUUAUCAAUCUGCCGCAGAAUUAUCAGAUUCUAGGAAGAAAUAAAGAGAAGUUUGAUGGUUGGUUGUCUGACAAAUCGCAGCCCUUCAACACAUAUUCACAUCAUUCUUCAAUUGUGAAGGCAAUUUUAUGUGCAGGUCUGUACCCGAAUGUGGCUGCCACUCAACAAGGCAUUAUUGCAACAGCUAUCAACAGCCUCAAGCAGUCUACUAUUCCUGCGAUAAAGGGUUAUCCAGUCUGGUACGAUGGAAGAAGAGAGGUUCACAUACACCCAUCCUCGAUCAACAGUAAAGUAAAAGCAUUUCAGCACCCAUUCCUCGUCUUCCUUGAAAAGGUUGAGACCAAUAAAGUAUUUCUGCGAGAUACUACUAUCAUAUCUCCCUUCUCAAUCCUGCUGUUUGGUGGCUUCAUUAAUGUUCAGCAUCAGACAGGACUGGUCACUGUAGAUGGAUGGCUAAAGCUAACAGCUCCUGCCCAAUAUGCUGUCUUGUUCAAGGAGUUCCGAUCAGCUAUGCAUUCUCUCUUGAAGGAGCUUGUUCAAAAGCCGAAGAAUGCAGCCAUUGUUGAUAAUGAGGUCAUCAAAUCUAUGAUCCAGCUGCUUUUAGAUGAAGACAAACCCUCAAAAUGAGUUGCAGAUAUGGUUGGAUGAGGAACAUAUUGAUGCAGGGGCAUGUUCCUCUCGACUCACGAUCCUAUUGUUCACUAUAAGAGAGGGAGAAAAGAUGGGUGGCAUCUCUACCUAUCCAUUUCCUGCUUUUGUAAAAAAGCUAGCCCUUGUCAAGGAGUUAAAUGCUCAGCAUACCAGAACUCACUAAAACUGGCCACAAUGUGACUGGAGUUGAUCUGUCUUUGAUGGCCAGUUAUCUCAGCAUAUAUAUCAUGCCUAUGUCUUAAAUAUCUUCCCAGUUCCAAGCUUUAAAGGUCGCAAUUGGACGUGCAAUUUAGUCAUGAGGAAGCAUUGACAGGCUAAUCGAGUGGUGUCUGUUAAUUACUGGGAAUCACCUACUGUAUAUUAUACUGAGAAAUCAUCCUAGCGGCAUUGACUGGGUGGAAGACUUGACAAGGUGUCCUGUACUCAAUAGAAGUGCUCCUACCACCUUCCGUGGUGUUAAAGGAAAAAUAUUUAUGAAAUGAUGUGGCAAUAUCAACUUAGAAUAUUGGCUGCUAAUAAUGUUGACCGUUCUGCUUAUGAUUGAGUUCCGCAAUCAAACAUUACUAUUUGAUCAUUUUGAACGGAGAAAAAUGAUAAAAGAGACAGGGCCAAGCAAUUCCAAUAUUCAGCAUGAAGAGAGUUUAUUGUCAACAUGUACAUGAAAAAUUGGAGAACUAAUACCUUUGUGUAGCAGAGAUGACAUGUUUAUAAAUAUAGCAGGGAUAACACUCUAAACUACAGCAUUUAUAUCAUUAGAUGCACGAAUUUUUGCUA
This is a messenger RNA of Ricinus communis (castor bean), 5482 nucleotides long. RefSeq names its product DExH-box ATP-dependent RNA helicase DExH7, chloroplastic. NCBI's taxonomy places the organism in Eukaryota, Viridiplantae, Streptophyta, Magnoliopsida, Malpighiales, Euphorbiaceae. The coding region runs from base 311 to 4684 and encodes 1457 amino acids. Gene Ontology annotation, cellular component: intracellular anatomical structure. Gene Ontology annotation, molecular function: ATP binding; RNA binding. The transcript is spliced from 34 exons. The record is from RefSeq and is a predicted model, not a curated record.